CGAUUUUAGGCCCAUGCUAAGAUAAGGGAAGAUUCCGGCAAGUCAAUUGACACGCCCUACGGGCAUAAUGGUUCAGGUACUAUUGUGCAGUCCGCAAAGGACAUUGAUUUAAGAUCAGUUCAAAGGACAGCCGUGUUCUGCUGCUCCUCUCUAUCCGUACCGUGACGCCCGAACUUCUUUCCUUGCCACUCGUGUCAAAGAUGAGAGCCCCAGUGCAGGAGCAUUUGGUGAUCGCCGUCUUCUUUCCGGAAGAUCCUCGGCUGGUGGAUAUCAUCCGCAAAGCGUACCCCGACUUGAAAAUCACAUGGGUCCAAUCCCCGGAUCCAGGGCUCGGGAUAGCUCCUGGAGAAUGUGUACCUAGAGAUGUUUGGGAAUCUGCAACUAUCUUGUUGACGUUCAAAGAACUUCCACCCAAGCAAGAAUAUGUUCCAAACUUAAAAUUCGUCCAGAUACACUCCGCCGGCGUUGACCAUGUCAGCAAACACCCAAUCGUUGCCAACUCUGACAUCACCAUGGCUACUGUGUCUGGCAUUCACGGCCCGCCAAUCGCUGAAUGGGUCAUCAUGAGCUACUUGACGUUUUGUCGAAAAUACAAUACUUCAUAUGCAUGGCAGCAGAAGCACGAAUGGCACAGUUUCGGCGACCGCCUCUCUGGCGUCUACGACAACCAGGGCAAACGCGUAGGCGUUCUGGGCUACGGUAGUGUCGGACGACAAAUCGCCCGUCUCUCCGCGGCCAUGGGCUCCUCCGUCAUCGCAUACACCAUGUCCCCUCGGGACACGCCCGAAUCGCGGCGCGACCACGGCUACGUGAUCCCCGGCACGGGCGACCCCGAUGGGAGCAUCCCCGAAGCCUGGUUCAGCGGCAAGGACAAAGCCUCGCUGCACAAAUUUCUGUCGCAGGAUCUCGACCACCUGAUCAUCUCCGUGCCCUUGACCAGCUCGACCGAGAAGCUCAUUGGGCCCGAAGAAUUCGGGAUUCUUGCCCGUAACAAGACCUUUGUGACAAACAUUGCCCGCGGCAAGGUCAUUGACCAGGACACCCUCAUCAAAGCCCUCCACGCGGGAGAUAUCCGCGGCGCCGCCCUCGACGUGACGGACCCGGAACCCCUCCCUGCCGAUAGCCCCCUCUGGGAUGCCCCCAACUGUACCGUCUCCCCGCAUAUGAGCUUCCUCUCGGAUAAGGCGUUUGAUCGCAUUUUUGAUGUGCUACGGAUCAAUCUGGGCAAGUACUUUAGCGGUGAGAAACUGCUGAAUCAGUUGGAGAGACACAAGGGUUAUUAAUUUGAUCCUUGUGUCUUUUUCGUCUUGGUUCUUGGUUCUUCGUUAUUAUCUUGAUUCUUGGAUCAAUCUUGUAUCUUUGCUAUCUUGAUUCAUGUGUCUUGGUUCAAUUCUGGGUCUUAUGUGGUAUUGGAAUUGAACAGCCAGCUGGU
Messenger RNA from Xylona heveae TC161, 1432 nucleotides. RefSeq names its product D-isomer specific 2-hydroxyacid dehydrogenase. NCBI's taxonomy places the organism in Eukaryota, Fungi, Ascomycota, Xylonomycetes, Xylonales, Xylonaceae. The coding region runs from base 201 to 1283 and encodes 360 amino acids. Gene Ontology annotation, molecular function: NAD binding. The record is from RefSeq and is a predicted model, not a curated record. The transcript has 4 exons.